Messenger RNA from Hymenoscyphus albidus, 2548 nucleotides. Lineage: Eukaryota; Fungi; Ascomycota; Leotiomycetes; Helotiales; Helotiaceae. The record is from the annotation of a GenBank genome assembly.
CAAGAGUUUUGUUGAGACUUGUUCUGGAACUCAAAUCUGUCUCUUCCAUCUUCAUCUCUUUAUCUCUUUAUCUCUUCAUCUCUUCAUCUCUUCAUCUCUUCAUCUCUUCAUCUCUUCAUCUCUUCCCCAGCUUUCACUUUGAUGAUCCCUUAUUCACGACCAAAACAUUCAUCGUCAACCCCACGGGAUCUGCACCUCCUGCGUGGUUCCUGAUUCUCUCCCUUCAUCCUGCCCUACGUGCCCUGCCGCCUGGCCUGCACUGCACUGCAGAUCGUAUCAACGUUGACGUCCACUGCCACUGGGACGGAUCAGCUCCAGCAUCAACUGCAACCACGAUCGUAAUCAAGACAUCGUCUCCUCUUUCCCUUCCCCACGAAAAAUAAAAUAGAGGGCUCGCCAAGAAAAGGCGAUAGCCGAACUCUUUGAUGCUGCAGCGCUCGCCUUCCCUUGCCUUGCCUCGUCAAACCCCCAAGCUCACAAGCGAUAGACUGAGCAACCCAACUCCACUCCCGUAUUUUUGCUUUCAAGGGUCAAGGUCCACGUCGCGGGGUCCAAAUAAGACCAAGAGACCGAUAGCGCGUACCAGUACCCGUAUUGAGUUGCUGAAAGAAAUACACAGCACACGCUUCUGGCCCAUUCCAUUUUCUAGCCAUUCACCGAUGAGCCAGAUUCCAAGUCGAUGCCAAAAGACCAUGAGAUCCCGCGUCACACUUGCGCCCAAUACCAGUCCCGGAUAACCAAACAGCGAGAUCAUCAGUGACCAUAGCUACCACCACAUUCACGAGUCCUCCUCCACUUCCACUUCCUCCACCUCCUCCACCUCCAUCCCACCUACCACUUUAUACCCCAGAAGCCCUCGAUACGGCAUCCAUGCUCGCAGUACAGCGUCCAAGUAUGGGUUCGUCGAAACCAGGCGAUCUCGAUAUGCCUUUUGGCUGUGAGUGUCACCAUCUGCUCUCUUUUCUGUAACUACAAUGAAUACUUAUUGGCUACAAGAUUCUUUCGACUCUUCCUCCAACUUCCCUUUCCCCUCCCCGCCCUCCGCAGCACCAGGUCCUUCGUUACUCGACGACAAUGAAUCCAAAUUCCUCGACAGCUUUUUUGAUGGAGUGAGCUCAGAAAGCUUUGAUUACAACCUCUUUACAAAUGGCCCAGAUGCGGCAGAGUCGGCUUUUGGAUGGGAUGAGUUGCCACCGACGUUCAUGGGAACAACGUCUAGUUUCGGUCAACAACCACAUCUUAGCGCACACGACCAACCCGAAGUGAAUUUCGACGGUCUGCCGCCAAUACCUCAUACCAAUCCACCUCCACCACCUCCCCAAACAGCCUCGGCAGAAGUAUUGGCGGCAGCUACGGUAUUGCAAAAUGGAGUUUCAGGACGAUCACAGAGCUUUGCGGCAAGUUCUUUAAUACGACCCGACAUGUCACUACGACAAGUAAAUGGGCAUAUUGGGCCGCAGUCGAUAUCGCAAUACCCACCAGCACGUCCUUAUACAGCACAACAUGAACCGCCAAGUAAUGAAUAUAUGCGGGAUAGCUUCUACACGGAUAUGGUUUUCGGUCAUCCAGACAAUACCCCAGCGAGACUGAGAAAUUCCAAUCAGAAAAUCGAUAUAAGAUGGGGAUCAGAUUCUUCAUUCAACACGCCACAGGGAUUUAUGGCACAUAACAAUCACGAUGCGGUCAACGAGUUGGAACGAGCGCAAUUACACUGUAUAGACAGCGCAUUUAGAAUCGAACAUGACACUCUGAGUGCCGAAAACUCGGUACCGCCAAGUCCAGUGGUUGCAUUACGGGCUCCUAAGAAGACAGAAUCUAAUGGUGAUCUGGUCGAAAAUGACAACCCCAGACCCAAAAAGAGAAGGAAGAGCAAAGUAACAGAUGACAAGGGAGAGGAGGGAUCACCAGCACCUAAAGUACCCGAGCCGAAGAAGAGGAAAACUGUGAAAAAGGAAAAGGACGCUGACGUAGAGCCUGUAAACAAACGACGGAAAUCUACAGCUAAUGCCACCACCGGAAAAGCAGCGCGAGAAAAUUUGACCGAGGACCAAAAACGAGAGAAUCACAUCCGAAGUGAACAAAAACGCCGAACGUUGAUUCGGGAAGGAUUUGAGGACCUUGGGGAGUUGGUACCUGGAUUACGGGGUGGUGGCUUUAGCAAGAGUGCGGUUUUAAUCAUGGCUGCAGAUUGGUUGGAGGAUUUAUUACAGGGCAAUGAGCUCUUGAAGGAGAGAUUGGAGCAGAUGGAAGGCAGGUGAUGAUAUGGGGGAUGGUGAUGAUAUGAAGGAUAUCAAAAAAAUGGUAACAUGAUGAAUGGGUUCUUACCCUUCCUCACUUUCAUUUCCAACGGCGAAAUCAUGGGGAUUAUGAGGAGUUUUACAACGGAUUGGGGGCCUUUUUAUUCAACAUGACAUAUGGGGAAAUUUUGGGGGAAGGAAGGAUGGGGGAAUUUUACGGGCUUAGGAUGGGAGGUUCUUCUCAUUUCUCUGUUUUUCCCCUUUGCUGCAAAGGCAAAGGGUCAUCAAUCAUCUCGGGUCCAAGGCAUUUU